GAUUGGACAACUCCCUGUGUGGAUUGGUGCCACCUUGGCCACGUGGGCGAUUUGUUGGGCGGUAUUCAGCCCACAGGAUAUUAUCACAUCGUCUCCACAGCAGCCUUGGUGGCCAUGGCUGGACACGAGGUUUGUGGUCUCAUCGCCACUUACAUGGGCUCCAAGCAAACACAAGCACUGAUCCCACACCUGAAGAGCCGCUGCUUGCCCAGUUUCCUGUUGGCCUUGAUGUUCGGCGUCCUGGCCACGGCUGAGCGCUUCUUCAGCCGCCCGGAGUGGACCAUCGCCCACGUGGGGCCCAGCGCCGAUGGGCUCACGGCGCCCGGCCGUCCCGUCUACACCAUGCAGUACCUGGAGUGGGGCAUCAACGUGCCAAUCCUGAUGAUCUUGUCUGGCUACUGCAGCCUGGGCCGUCCCUUACUGGAGGUCUCACGGCCGUUGAUCGUGACGAACGUCUACGUGAUCUUUUGCUGGGCUGCACAGGUCUCUGACUCCGGGCUCGUCAAGUGGAUGUUGAUCCUCAUCUCCAUGGCCAUGUACGGCUGGGCCUCGGUGGACAUGUUGCAAUGGGUCAAAGACUUCGAGGGCUCUGCGCCGCAGGACCUUCCCAGCCGUGGCAUUCGCCCCUGGCUCUCCAACGGCCUCAUCUUGGCUUUCGUCCUUUACGGCGUGGUCUACAUGUCAUCUGUGACCGGCUUGGUGGACGCUCAUGCAGAGCGAAAGGGCUUUUUCGUGCUGACCUUCGGUGCGAAGAUCGCGUACUGCGCAGCCUUCGUUUUUAUCCGCGCCGAUGAGUAUCACAAGACCCUCACUGAUGUGCUGCGGAAGGUGAGCGUCUCCAACGUGGGUAUGAUCUCCAUCCUCCGUGGCAGCUUUGAUAUCAUCCUCCCAUGUGUUUUGGACGCUGCCGGCCGGUGCAAACUGCCACCUGCCAUGUCUGGAGACAUGCAGAAAUUGGAGAAGAUGCUUGGAGACCAUGGGAAGGAAGACAAAUCGGACUUCUCAGCCUACGUCCGCAAUGUCGUCCGACAAGCAGACUGCCCACAGGGAAGCGAGGUGAGCUUAUCGACCCAAGGUAUUUGGACCUGUGCUGGUGGCGCUAUGCCUCCCAUCGCCCAAGUUCUGCACAGCAAGAUGCUCUCGACGUCCCAGUCGCGGCUCUCGGCCACGUUGCACCUCUCCGUGGUGCCGCGCUCCGCGGUGAGCCACGGCAAGGAGCGGGAUGAGUCGAAAGAGAUGGACGUGGCACAGACCGGCUUUGAGGAUUUCAAGGCGGUGGAGGCGAGGACAUCCGCUGGUGGCUCCACCCAGAUCUCCAGUGACAGCGGCUCGGUCAUCGUGGCCAACUUGGGGGACCUCACCAAGCUCGGCGCCAUCUUGCAUGCCAGCUCAGUACAGGAGAGUGAGGAGGGUAGCCAGUACUGGGGACCUUCCAUGGUCACCGACACGAUGUCACACUUGGGUGCCUUCGCUGACAACGCUGCACCCUUGUCUUGUGGCUUCGACGCGCGCAUCGCAGGGAUUUGGGAAGGCCGACCACGCAGGCAUAGGUUGCACGCGGUCUUCCACGCAGAUGGUAAACGCACGAGGCGACGACAGGACUGCGUCAAGGCGAACAUUACUGUGCUGGGACAAACGAUGGAUGCUCGCUUCCGCGUGAACUGCUCCGUGGAGCCCUGCCAACUCGACAUUGAAGUGUUGCCCAAAGGUAGCCCUCCACCAGCUCUUCCUUACAUCUUCAAAUUCGGCCCUCAGGGUUCCCUCUACUUAUGCGGCCCUGCAGACAAGCGCUUGCAGCGUCCAACCAGCUUCGAGGGCCCAGGGCUUUGCAUCAUGGAACGGGUGGACCAUGCAAUGCCAAUGCCCAUGCUGCGUCAAGAAUCCGUACCAACACAAAUGCCUUUCGGCAAGUUUAGGUCGUUCGAGCCGGACCCCGAGUUCAGCCGCAACACCACUGAGAGCUGCAAGGACUGGUGGGUAACAAGGGAGCGACCGCGGAGCGACCGCGGAGCGACCGCGGAGCGACCGCGGAGCGACGUCGCAAGGGCCAAUGUGAGCAAGAAGGAGCGAGAAGAGAAUGUACUUGCCAACGGCGCCAUCGCAGCGGCCACCUGGCUGCUUGCAUUGGAACUCCUAUACCAGGCACUGGCGACGCAUAAGAUUGAAAGCUUCGGAGCUUCGAAGAACCUUCCAGUGCUUUCGCUUCAGAAAAGCCUCAACUCUAUAAAGUUGCUUAGCCAGAAAGGCUCCAUUUGGCUGCGAGCUGCGCAGCUCUUGGAGAAAGCGCUGCAGCACGGGCAUCAGGACAGGAAUGGCAGGGUGGAGCGUCGCAAAAGCUCGUUGACCCUGUCCAUGUUCACGGGAAAAAGAUGA
Molecule: messenger RNA, 2373 nt
Organism: Durusdinium trenchii
Lineage: Eukaryota; Dinophyceae; Suessiales; Symbiodiniaceae
Source: the annotation of a GenBank genome assembly